Molecule: messenger RNA, 3101 nt
Organism: Oncorhynchus tshawytscha (Chinook salmon)
Lineage: Eukaryota; Metazoa; Chordata; Actinopteri; Salmoniformes; Salmonidae
Product: ectonucleoside triphosphate diphosphohydrolase 3
Exons: 10
Coding region: 130-1617 (495 amino acids)
Biological process (GO): nucleoside diphosphate catabolic process
Cellular component (GO): plasma membrane
Molecular function (GO): UDP phosphatase activity; GDP phosphatase activity
Source: RefSeq, a predicted model, not a curated record
UCUUGGAGUACAAGUCUCCUGGCCUGUUAGGCUGAUCAAUGAGGAAUGAGGAGCUGUAUUCUUCAGAACACUUACUUAUGCUCUGCUGCUUCCAACUGACGAAGGAAGGUCAACACUCACUCUGAGGAAAUGGCAGGCAAGUUUUGGACAUAUCUAGCUUUCUUCUUUCUCCUGGCUAGUCUGGCUGUCAUCAUUACUAUGUCCCUGAUCCAGGGUCAUAAGCGUGUCUUUGAGUCACGUCUGAAGUAUGGCAUAGUAAUCGACUCAGGCUCCUCCCGUUCUACUAUGUAUCUGUAUCAAUGGCCAGCCGAGAAGCAAAAUAACACUGGAGUGGUGAGCCAGACACUCAGAUGCAUGGUCGCUGGCCCUGGUAUCUCGGAUAUGUUAGCUGACAAUGCACAGGACCAACAGUCCUGGGCGUCGAUCAGAGAAUGUAUGAACAACAUCACAAAAAUCGUCCCCGCAGACCAACACAAUUCAACCAUCCUCUACCUUGGGGCAACUGCUGGGAUGAGACUGCUACAUUCACAGAAUGAAACUAAAUCCAAUGAGAUCUUAAAGAACCUGCAGAACUACCUCCAAUCUCUGCCGUUUAACUUCCAAAACGCCUCCAUCAUGUCAGGGGACGAGGAGGGGCUGUACGGCUGGAUCACCGUCAACUAUCUGAUGGGAAACUUCCUGGAGAGAAACAUAUGGAACAUGUGGGUGCGGCCUGCCGGAGGGAAGAUGGUGGGCUCCAUGGAUCUAGGAGGGGCGUCCACCCAGAUAGCGUUCACCCUCCCAGAUCCCAACGCCCAGGGAACAGACAUCAUGCGGGUCUCCCUCUAUGGCUACGAAUACAACAUCUACACUCACAGCUUCUUGUGUUAUGGGAAGAACGAGGCAGAGAAGAGAGUCCUUGCUGCUUUAGUGAAGAACUCUGAGAACGCUACACAUGUGACCAACCCCUGCUUCAAUCUUGGUUACAACAUGACUGUGUCGGCUGAGUCCAUCUUUGGGACUGAGUGCAUAAAAACGCCUGCCGACUAUGACCCCAAGCAGAUGAUCACCCUGAAGGGGUCAUCAGACAACGGAGCCUGUAGGGACGUGGUGAAAUCCAUAUUUGACCUGACCUGCACGAAGAACUGUUCCUUUGACGCAGUCUACCAACCAUCCGUGGGACCCGGGGACUUUCUGGCCUAUGCUGGGUUCUUCUACACUGCUCAGGCUGUUGGGCUGAAAGGUAUUUCACAACUGGACCAGUGGAACUCCUCUACCUGGGAAUUCUGCUCCUGGGACUGGCCCACCCUCACGCUAAAAAAGGGCUGGAUAGCUGAAAAAUACAGAAAGUCCUACUGCUAUUCAGCACAUUACGUCCAGACAUUACUUGUAAAUGGCUACAAGUUCAAUAAAGACACUUGGAAACACAUUGACUUCCAAAAACAGGUACAUAACACAAGUAUAGGCUGGAGUCUGGGCUACAUGCUACAUACAUCUAACAUGAUCCCUGCUGAGGCCAAGCUGGUGCGUCUGCCCAUGGCCAACUCUGUGUUCAGUGGCCUCCUCUUCCUCUUCACCGCCCUCACCAUCGUCAGUGUCAUGUUUCUGAUCAUCAAGGCUGUGCGUGCCUGCUACUGACCCCCACUAGAGGGCAGAGUGUUCAAAUUACAGUUACACCUAGGGUUGCAAAAUUACAGUAACUUUCUCAAAAUGUGUUUUUUCCAGAAAUCCAGGUUGGAAGAUUCCUGGAAUCAGGAGGGAAUGAGCAGGAAAUCUGGGAAUCCUCCAACUUGGAUUUCUAGAAAACCUUGGAAUUUUGGGAAAGAUACAGCAGUUUUUCAUCCAUAGUUACACCUGAUGGAGGAAAGUGCUUCUGGUCCCACCCAGACACAGUUACAGCAGGCAACAAUAGAACAUGGAUAGGAGGAAGGUAUUAUCACCAGAUAUUAUCAUCAUCAGUUAAAGAGAUUUAACAGGAUCUUAAAGCCCACAUGCAGUCUUAUUCAUUUUAUUUUUUAAAUCAACACUAUAAGUCUAAUAAAUCACUGUGUGUUUAUUUCAUGAAAAUAACUCCAAAUAUAUUUGCUAUUAUUUAUUUUCCUGAGCCUCCUUUUGCCAUUGAAAUGCUCAGUCUGAUCGUGUGGGUGUGUUGAUACAAAUGUAAAUAUAUUUACAUACACAUCCCUGAUUGGCAGAUAGGAUCGUCUAGACUCUAGACUAGAGCCUACCCCGCUUACCCCUUCAAAGUAGGAUGAAACAUAUGCAAAUAAAAGUUGACUGGUCAUUGGUCAAAAUAAUCAGAUUGUGAUGUCAUACUGUGGGCCAAAAACUCCCUCCCACCUAAACAGUGUUGUUUUGACCUCAUAGUGUAGAAAUAUAAUUUUUUAAAAGGGGGAAAUCACGUUUUGACUGCACUGCCCCUUUAAGCACUUACAAAAGCAUAACAUAUUGUACAAAUUGAAAUUCGUAACAUAUCAUAUGCAUUGCAGGGGAAUAAAAAAAAUCAUUUUGCAAGAGGUAUCAUAUCAUACAAAAGGGAUACAAUUGUACACAAUUGUGCAACAUUUUCGGGGUAUUUUGGGGUACUUUGAAAACUACUGGCUGAAAUUAUACAAAACAUAAUAAUGUAUCUUAAGCUGUCAAAAGGAUCUCCAUUCCAUGUGUUUGAGUGUUUUCAGUGAGAAGAUACACUUGAGGGUCAGUAAUGCAUUAUAAGAUCUUGUUCGGUGCUUUAGGCUCAUCCCAAACAGACGAAUGAGACAAUUCUAAGAGAUUCAGUGACUUCAAACGCUCAAUUGGUCUUUAAAGUAUGAUAAAAGAGAACUAUUAAUUGCAUAAUGAACUGCUGAGCAAAAAUGAUCGCCGUUUGCACUAAGUCAUCAGCUAUACAGUACUGGAGAUCAGGAGGUUGAAUUAAGGUUGAAGGUAGCAUGGUAAACACCUGAAAUGACUAAAAUCUCUUUAUUACAUAUUUUGCUGGAUGGCAUGGCAUUGUCGGUUAUCUACCUCCGAGAUCUUGCAUGUUUCUCGUCUGAUGUACUAUAUCAGCAAAUCCUUGUCAUGCGGUCAUUUUUUGUUGGUUGAAUGUUCCAUAUUAACAAUAAACUGAACAUUACCCAUGA